CUGACCGCAGGAACUCGUUUCCCGUGUUGCUAUAAAUACCUUGCAGCGUCCCCCGGAGAGCAGCUCUGGUUCAACCGGACCCCUUGCUCUCUUCUUUUAUCACCAACAGAAUGGAACUCUCGAUAUCGCCCGUCGAAGCUGAGGACGUGGAUUUGCUCGUGCGAAAAGUCGAAUAUCCUGCACACCAAGACGGCCCACUCUCUCGCUUGAUGUUCCCGCGCUCAACGGAGCAACUUUGGGAGCAGAGAGAGGAGGAGAUUAGAUGGACGAUCGAUGAACUUCUUGAGACGGUUGAUCAAGCACUGUACAAGGCGUGUGGAGAGGAUGGAUCACCUGUUGGACUUAUAGGCUGGACUACUAGUUCAGGGGGAUUGGCAAGGAAAGCUCGGAAUAGCUUCACUCCUGUCUCUUUGGAUGUUGCAUCGUGGCUUGGUAUCUCAAAAAGACUUCGAGAAGAGAGGCAAAGAGUUAUUCAUGGUUACACAGGCAAUGGAAUAUGCCGAAUCACUUUCAUGGCUGUGGAUCCAAACCAUCAACGUCAAGGUGUUGGGUCUACGCUCUUGAAGAUGUUUUGUGAUUAUGUUGACGACAAUGCACUGGGUGCCUUCGUUUUGUCCUCGCCUGCUGGUAUUGGGCUGUACUCCAGGUUAGGAUUCAAAGCCGUUGGAACUGUUGAAACACACCAAGGAAACUUUACCAGCAUGCUACGGACUUCAGGGAAAAAAUCUUAGACUAUGUGUUUCCACGGCAGUACCUCCGCGAUACUACUAAGGAAGAGG
Messenger RNA from Aspergillus versicolor CBS 583.65, 779 nucleotides. RefSeq names its product GNAT family N-acetyltransferase. Bases 111 to 731 code for a protein of 206 amino acids. NCBI's taxonomy places the organism in Eukaryota, Fungi, Ascomycota, Eurotiomycetes, Eurotiales, Aspergillaceae. Gene Ontology annotation, molecular function: acyltransferase activity, transferring groups other than amino-acyl groups. The record is from RefSeq and is a predicted model, not a curated record. The transcript is spliced from 2 exons.